CAUGCUAGGGCGUGUACACUCCAUCGCCCCACACCCCCUCCCAACCCCUUCUCUCAAGCAAACAUGACCGCGCCAACGCCAACGCUUGCAGAGGCGCCGCACGCCGGACCCUCUCAGGCGACUCGUCGAGUGCACAUCUCCGGUCUAUCCAGCACGCUAUCCGACGAAUCGCUGCUCUCCCGCUUCUCCACGCUUCGAGCGUGCAACUUUCAUCGACCGGCAGCCGCAGCAACAGCAGCAACAACAACAACGACCGCCGCCUCACUUCCCGGACCCAAAGCUUGGCUCACGCUCGUAGGUCCUGCAAAGGAGGUGGAGAGGAGCGCAAAUUCCUUGCACGGUGCGCUCUGGAAGGGCAGCAAGAUACGCGUAGGAACUGCAAAACCUGACGGUGCCCUCGCUCCGCUACCUCGACCCGCUGCCACUUUGAGGCGCGAAGCUGCUCGGGCGGAAAAGAAGCAGCAAGCGCGAGAGAGGAGACGUCAGCGUUGUCCGAGGGAGGAAAAGGUGGAUAGGGUGGUGGAUUUGCAAAGCGUCAAGGAUGGCCAACAUUGGGGCUGGCACGUUACCCCAGCAUCCCACCUCAUCCGUCCCAUGCACAUGCGACCAUCUCAUCCGCUCCCUCCUCCAGCAGCAGCCUCCAUGUCGAGCGGGCAGCCUAAACGCAAAACCACCAGCAGCAGCAGGAGCAGCGGCAGAGCGCGCAGACUGACCAUCGACCCGCGCAGGUACUCGCGCACGCAUCUAGCUGGCGAUCUGCUGGACUUUGAUGGCGGCGGCGGGGGCGACCGCAAGGCAUUGCAAAGCGCAUGGGUGUGGGACGAAGAGCAUGGUGCUUGGAGGGAUCAACAUGGAAGGGUCGAAGUCGUCGUCGUCGCGGCGUCUACACCCGCCGAUCACGCUCGCGACGACGGCGACGACGGCGACAAUUCGAUUCCAGAUCAGCUCGCAGACGAUCCGAUUGCAGAUCAGCUCGCAGCCGAUUCGAUUUCAGAUCAGCCAGACGCAGACGAUUCGAUGUCAGAUCAGCUCUUUGCGCCGCAACGAUCCGUCUCGCCACUGUUUGACGCCCCGCAACGAUCCGUUUCGCCACUGUUUGACGCCCCGCAACGAUCCGUCUCGCCGUUGUUUGACGCCGACGCAUUUUCAGAAGGCUACGAAGAGGACGCGGGCGGCAGCGUGUUGGAGGAGGAUGAAGAGGCGCAGACGAAAAGGGUGCUUCGCGAGCUGUACGGCGAGGUCAAGUACGGCGAGGAAGCGAGUGCAGCAGCAGCAGCAGCGGCGGCGGCGGCGGCGGAAGAGGAGAGCGACGAUGAGGAAGCGUUGCGGAAGUUGUUGUCUGCGCGAGCGAAAGAAGAGCCUGAGCGUGCGCCUCGAUCCCGCUUAGACUUUAUAAAGCCGAAUUUGGAGAGCGGCAGCGGCGGCGGCUCGAGCAGCGCGCAUUCAUUCACGCCAGUCGUCAGGUUCGAUCCGGGCGUGCGCGCGCGCGCGGACGACGACGGCGAGGGCGAGGGCGAGGAAGCGCAACCGCACUCGCACCCGCACCCGCACUCGCACGCGCAACGCACCGAAUCGCCCGUACGCUCGCCCGCACGCUCGCCCGCGCCGCAAACGAACCAGCGCAGCACGUUGGAGGUGCAAAAGCUGACGGACAUGUUUAAACCUCAAGAGGCGGGUGAGUGGGGGCGCAUCACGCGAGGGAGAGAGCCGUCGCACAUACUGACACGCAUCGCGGUCGAGCCAGCUCCAAGCUUUUCCUUGCUGGGCGAUUUGGCAGAGGAGGAUCUCGAUUUGGACAUGGCAUUCGAUCAUGGCGGCAAUGGCGCAGACGACGGCGCGGAUGAUGUCGAGUCGACACACGUCGCGAAUCAUGCGGCCCGGGCCGCCCCUUCGGACCUCUUUAAUCCGGAUCCGAAUCUGCCCUUCUUCUUUGCAGUCUCCAAAAAGGCCUCUUCCGCUGCAAGAGCUCGCGAUCCCAUCGUCCGGCUGACCAGUCUGAGCAGCAGCAGCAGCACUGCCGCGUCGAUUCGCGAAUUUGUGCGCCCGGCGGAGGAGAAAGAGGAGGAGAGGAUAAAGAGGUGGGAAAUGAGAAAGUCGGAAUUGACGCGCGAGUGGAAGAGGAGACAUCGAGAGGCUGUCAAGAAGCGCAAGCGGGGUUACGAGGGGUCGCGCAGAGCUGCCGCUGCGUGA
This is a messenger RNA of Ceraceosorus guamensis, 2190 nucleotides long. RefSeq lists its product as hypothetical. The record is from RefSeq and is a predicted model, not a curated record. Lineage: Eukaryota; Fungi; Basidiomycota; Exobasidiomycetes; Ceraceosorales; Ceraceosoraceae. Bases 64 to 2190 code for a protein of 708 amino acids. The transcript has 2 exons.